Messenger RNA from Lachnellula hyalina, 426 nucleotides. RefSeq lists its product as uncharacterized. The record is from RefSeq and is a predicted model, not a curated record. The transcript has 4 exons. Bases 1 to 426 code for a protein of 141 amino acids. Lineage: Eukaryota; Fungi; Ascomycota; Leotiomycetes; Helotiales; Lachnaceae.
AUGAUAUCACUCUCUCUUUUAUAUCGACUAGCCCCUGCAAAAACGUUAAGAUACUACAGCUAUACAGGCAAACGCGCUAAGCUAGCAUCCCUUAUACUCCUAGACGGGACUAUAUUAAGUGGCUUAGCAUUUACUUUAAUACUCUAUUAUAAUUUAAGGAGCAUAUCACCAUCUGCACUGCUAAGGCUAAGUCCGCAUUUAGAUAAAUAUCUAGGCUGGCUAAUAAAUUUAGCACUACGUAAAAUCCUAGGCACUUUUCAGACUAGUCCAAUUCAGGCUAUAGAAGUUAAAGCUAGCCUCCUACCGCCUGUAAUACGACUAGAUAUAGCUACCUACAAAUACGCUUUUCAGCUAGCUAAGCUAAGUCUAGACCACCUAGUAAAUCGCCAAAUUGCUAAAUCCAGCUAUUUAGGAUAUAGACUUUAG